AACGAAAAUUAUCUAAAAAGAAACCACACGUAAGAAAAAAAACAAUACUAAGCGUAUUCAGCUGUUACAUCGUAUCUAUUUUUUUUUUUUGCAAUCUAUCGUUUCAUCUUCGAUACAUAAAGUACCUCGUACUUAGCGUAAUUACGCCCAGAAUUACUUUCUCUGUUUUAACACGUGUUUCGAAGUAGUAUACUAUUUUUCCAACUAUUUAGCAACGCUCCUUUCAAAGUAACAGAGUUUUUGUUAUCUUCGGUGCACUUGUUGCCUGCGUUUACAGUUCUACCAACGUUCGCGUUAGUUCGUUUACUUGGCGUCAGAGGGCAGGACGAGUCGGGUUUGAGAGUUGAACUAAACGAUUCAACAGCAAAAUUCAAACGGAUUCUUAUUCAACGCGAGUGUGCUUAUAACCCGUAAUAGAAUUAUUAAUUUUGUGUGGAUUUCAUUCAGCCAGAAGAAACUACUGCCGCAAAUGUCUCGGACAUCAGGUUCAAUAACAAGAGUACCACCACACUAAGAUUAAUUUAUCGUGAAAACCUGUCUACGUAUCGUACGAUCGCGUCCAUAAUUCAGGAUAUCGUGGACCGGCAAGCCGCAUGGCACCGAACGUUCUCUCAAUUAUCGAAAUGGAGAGAAGCUAAACGAGAAGACGCCGGUGUCUCUCGUCUUGUUGCACUUCUUUUCUUCCCUGGGACAACAUGCAACGAAGAGGAUAGGUCGGUGCAAAAAUGAGUAGAGAAAAGGGUCGAGCGCGGGUGGCGGAUGGGCGAGGGACAGAAUGAGAUGGCUGAUAGAUGGUAAAAGUGUCACGAGCGUGUGAGUGCGUGUACAUGAAAGAGAAACAGCCGGAAAAAAGGCGCACACAAUGCAGCCGGGACGCUGUCACACCGAGUUCCGGCAAAGGAAUGAAAAACAGAGUCACCGAGCCUUCCUAAGACGGAACAACGGUUUCGGUUACGAGUGGAGUUGGUAGAAUAAGGAAGGUGACUCGAAGCCGUGUUGCGUGGCUACAUCCAAGUGCUUGAAAAUUAUAAAAGUCGAGUCCGUGCGUCUAGCACGAACUUGGGUUGAAAGUUCGGGCACAAGCUGAGGAGAAUCCUGGGAACGUUUGCGCGGGGCGGCGAGAGGUUCCAGAUGCUGAACUGCGAGGGAAGACCGCUGGCGUUUCUCCAAGAUCCUGAGAAUGUCACCGCAGAGAUCAGCCCAGGGAAUGGAUCAUGAAGUAACCGUGCACAAAGGCCACGUGUGAUUCUUUGCGAAGUAUUUAGCCACAAUUAAGAUGUACCCCGCGCCGGCGAGACACCCAGCCGCUGCCGGCGGCGGAGGAAGCGGCGGGGCUGCGGGAGGGAUAAAAUUCACGGUGGCUGACACUUGCGAGAGGAUCAAAGAGGAAUUCAAUUUCAUCCAGCAACAGAACCACUCACUGAAGAUCGAAUGCGAGAAGCUGGCCAGCGAGAAGACCGAAAUACAGAGGCAUUACUUUAUGUACUACGAGAUGUCGUACGGAAUCACCGUGGAGAUGCACAAGCAGACCGAGAUCGCCAAGAGGUUGAACGCAAUAAUCGUCCAGCUACUACCGUUCCUGGCACAAGAGCAUGGCUUGCAGCAUCAGCAGCAGGUGGCCAACGCCGUCGAGAGAGCGAAGCAAGUCACGACGACCGAGCUAAACGCUAUUAUUGGGCAACAACAGGGUCUACAGCAGCUACUGCAACAGAUUCACGCGCAGCAGCUGCCCCACGGAGCGGUGGUCGGCGGUCUUCCGCCAGGCGGAUUGUUGGGCUUCGCAGGUGCAGCCGCUGCGGCCGCAGCCGCGGUGGUUCCGCCGCAUCUAGCGCCGCCCCCGCACCCGUCGGCCGCUGCGGUCCAGGCGCAAGCGCAGGCGCUCCUGAAACCGUCGGAUCUGCAACAGCACCGGGCGGCGGCGGAGACUCCCGAGGAUCGUAAGCCGAUCGCCCUCACCGACGACAGACUACGGCGAUCCGUUUCGCCGCCCGAGAAAUUCCGCAGCCGCACCCCCGACCUCGAGAGCGAUCCCAAGAGGCGGAAGGAGGAGAAGCUCGGACACGAGAGCGACGGAGAAAAGAGCGAUCAGGACUUGGUGGUGGAUGUCGCGAACGAGGAGGCGUCAUCACCGCACGCGAACGGGGAACACUCAGAUCCACGCGAGAACGGCACCCUGGAGAAGCUGAGUGCUCCAGGACACGCGGGACCGACUUCCGGCUCUGGCUCCACUUCCGUAAAAGACAGGCCGCCCUCGCGAAGCGGAAGUUCCUCCGCUCGUAGCACACCAUCUCUGAAAAGUAAAGAUAUCGACAAGCCGGGUACACCUGUGGCGGCGGCGAGGGGGUCGCGCAGCUGUACGCCAACUAUGGGCGGAAUCCCUGGGCCCUUGGCAUCGCGAGUCUAUCAUCCGCCAUCGUCGCAGCAAACGCCACCGCAGGGCUAUCAGGGUUUGCCGUCCCGCGGCAAUGAGCCGCCGCAAUCGUCUUCGCCGUACAGCAACUUACCAUACGCCAGGACUUCGAUGCUCGGUUUCGAUGGCCACGUAAGGAUACCCCCGAGUAACGGGAUGAGCAACGUUCCUGGCGGUAAAACAGCAAUCUCGUUCCAUGCGAACGGCGAGGGUGAAAUGCAGCCUGUGGCAUUCCCCACGGACGCUCUGAUAGGACCGGGAAUUCCACGUCACGCGCGUCAGAUUAAUACCUUGACUCACGGCGAAGUUGUGUGCGCUGUUACCAUCUCGAAUCCGACCAAGUACGUCUACACCGGCGGCAAAGGGUGCGUGAAAGUCUGGGACAUCGGACACGAAGGCGGCGGCAGCAUCAAGCCCGUCUCGCAACUGGACUGCCUGCAACGCAACAAUUAUAUUAGAUCGGUGAAGCUGCUGCCCGACUGCCGAACCCUGAUAGUUGGAGGCGAGGCGAGGCAGCUGAUCAUCUGGGACCUGGCCAGCCCAACGCCGCGGAUCAAAGCCGAACUGACCUCCUCGGCGCCGGCCUGCUACGCGCUGGCCAUCUCGCCGGACUCGAAAGUCUGCUUCAGUUGCUGCAGCGACGGUAACAUCGCCGUGUGGGAUCUCCACAACGAGAUCCUGAUUCGGCAGUUCCAAGGGCACACGGACGGCGCCUCCUGCAUCGACAUCUCCGCGGAUGGCACGAAGCUCUGGACGGGAGGGCUGGACAACACCGUGCGUUCCUGGGAUCUUAGGGAAGGCAGGCAGUUGCAGCAGCACGACUUGAACUCGCAGAUAUUCUCGUUGGGAUAUUGUCCCACGGGAGAAUGGCUCGCGGUUGGCAUGGAGAACUCCAAGGUCGAGGUGCUCCACGCGUCCAAGUCCGACAAGUACUGCCUGCUCGUCCACGAAUCCUGCGUCCUAUCACUGCGUUUCGCGUCCUGCGGCAAAUGGUUUGUCUCCACUGGCAAGGACAAUCUGUUGAACGCUUGGCGCACGCCGUACGGCGCCUCGAUAUUCCAGUCGAAGGAGUCCUCGUCGGUGCUGAGCUGCGACAUCUCCGCCGACGACAAGUACAUCGUGACCGGAUCCGGUGACAAAAAAGCCACUGUAUACGAAGUGAUUUACUAGACACACGAUGAGAGACGUUUCCAACGUUUUUCUCUCUCUCUCUCUCCCCCCACUCCCCUCAUCGAGAACCCUGAACUCUUGAAACACGCGUCGCCGCUCCCGUUCUUUCGCGGGGGAGAUCUUACAAGUGAGACUUUUAGCAGCCUUAGGAGCCUAGACUGUUACUACUGUGUACAUAUAUAUACGUACGAAGUCUAUACCAUGGUAGAGUCGCGUUCGUGGGACGGCGCGAAGAUGACGAGGAAGACGCGGAAGAAAUCGAAGGAAGAAGACUGGAGGAAAGAAACGACGAAAACCUGAUGCGUGGGCCAGAGGAACCUGUAUGUAUAUUAGAGUUGCGUGUGCGUGGCCCGAUUGUAUCUACGACGGUGUGAUUACGUAGAGGAACUCUUUCUUUGUCGCGUGUAUACAACGAGAACGUGUUAAUGGGACGUUACCAAGCGAUCUUGCAUGAGCGUUAAGUGAACGGGAAAGCCUUGCGAAAUGGUGAUGCUAGAUAUGAUUUUCGUAUAAGUACCUAAUUAUAGAAUCAACACGCCCGUGACAGAUUGUCGAACAGCACGAAGACCAGAGACGGGCGAAAUUCUUAUCCGGAUACGAAUUUCGAUUAACCGAAUGAAAGAUAAACAGCUGUACGUUGUUUACCCUCGUCAUCAACGAGGCCAAUCCGAAUUGUGCAAUCAAAAUUUACGUCUCGCCUCGAUGUAACGACACCGAUUAGGUUUGCGCGUGUUGUUAUUUCGGGGUAGGGUUGAGGUUUUCGAGCAUUGACUUUCCUUGAUCCAAGGUUGAAUGUAGCGUGACAAGGGAUGAGUCCUUGGCUAGUAAAUAUUAAGGCAUGUUAUUUUGCAGAAUAUUUUUUUUGUUUUGGAAGUAUUAGGAAUGGAUUUGUGAGAUUUUCCUGUUAAAAAUGAGCCCAAACACGACCCCAUUCGGACCAUUCUCGAUUAUUCAUCAUUCGAAUCAUUUAUUGAAAUCAUUCUCACGCGUCUAAUUAAAUACGAUCCGAAUACAGUCGUGUUUGGGCUCAUUUUCAUCGGGAAACUCGCACGAAUUCACUAAUUAUAGUCCCGUGUACAAACGCUGCGAAAUAUAAAAUAUUCAUUUGUAUUAGUUUCCAGUCAAGCGAGGCUCAUAAUAAAUACGUUUAGGCGACCGUAAUAUUUCCAACAACAAUGAGAAGGAUUCGUGUCGUUAUAUCGAGGUAAAAUAUCAGCUCAAUCGAAUCAACGUUGUGAAUAAGUCGUUGCACAGUUUUUUUAUUCGUCGUUUUUCGAUCAAACACAAUUUCUCCCGUCUCUGACGAUGAUGACGAACGGCUCGAAUAAUGUCUACGAAAUUGUGCCCACUCUCUAACCCCGGACAUUUUUGUCGAGAACUUUUACAAUUUUUGCAAUCACUGUCCCUCUUUAGCGUGUUGCCGACGAUAAUAGUAAACUUACAUACCGUUGUGUACCUUGAACCCUUUCGAGACGGCGAGCGACUAUAAUCAUUUCCCGUAAAGCAUGCUCGCUAUAGUUCAAGGGCAACUAUAGUCCUCUACGAGCCACAGUGUAAUAUCUUAUGCCCAUAGCGCUAAUUGACAUCGGUAAAGGAGGCACAAUGGAAAGUAAGUAUACGUAGAGUCCUCAAUUUCCGUUCGUGCGUCGCGAAAGGGUUCGACCGUCUUAAAUGUUCAUAUGCACCUAAUUGUCGGAACAGCGAUUGGAAAAUUCGCGGGUGAUUCGUUUUGAAACUGUUUGUUGACGAUGACACCGCUGUUUCUACCUGAAAGGAAAGUAAACGCGAAUUCUGCACUGUGGGAGCAGUGUUGUGUAUUGUUUAAACGUAACUGGCCAUGACCACUAAUUUUAAAUAUAUCGAUUAAAAAUAAUUGUCUCUUUGCAUUUUGAAC
Molecule: messenger RNA, 5474 nt
Organism: Hylaeus volcanicus
Lineage: Eukaryota; Metazoa; Arthropoda; Insecta; Hymenoptera; Colletidae
Gene: gro
Product: protein groucho-like
Exons: 17
Coding region: 1277-3580 (767 amino acids)
Biological process (GO): regulation of DNA-templated transcription; negative regulation of canonical Wnt signaling pathway
Cellular component (GO): nucleus; transcription regulator complex
Molecular function (GO): transcription corepressor activity; protein binding
Source: RefSeq, a predicted model, not a curated record